AUGCAGCUCUUUGUUUUUCUUCUUCUCUUUAGUCCAAUCGUGGGUGAUUUGUCAUUUGAAUGGAAUAAAUUUAAACGUGAUUAUAACAAACAUUAUGGAACAAUUGCUGAAGAAAACGAACGAAAAGAGAUAUUUUUUAAUAAUGUUCAUCGAAUGCGUUCUUACCAACAAACUCAUCCCAAGGCAACAUUUAAAAUGUCAAUCAAUCAUUUAAUGGAUCGACGCAUUGAGGAGCUUGUGUCUGGUCCAAAACUUUCCUUUCAAUCUCUUCCAGCAUCAUCCAAAAGUUCUGUUGAUGUAAAGAACUUACCUAAAUCACUUGAUUGGCGUACAAGAAAUGUAAUCUCACCUGUAUACUCAGGUGAACGUGGAGUAAUCGUAACUGCAAUUGUCAGUACCGAACUUGUGGAGUCACUUCAUGCCAUUGAAACGGGUAAUCUUGUCAAAGGCAGUAUUUCACGUGUAUAUGAUUGUUGUCAACAACCAAUUGAUGCUUUUGACUGUAUCCAAAAUAUGAGUGGUAUUUGUUAUAACAGUGACUAUCCGACCGCUCUUGAUCAAUGUGAACCAGACAAAUGCAAACCAUUUACUACAGUUCGUAUUUAUGAUGUGUCUUCAUGUUCAGAAGGACAGGUGGAUUAUGUGGUGCAAAUCGUUGGUUAUGGUGUCGAAAAAGACAUACCGUACUGGUUAUGUAAAAAUAGUUGGAGUGAGGAAUGGGGAGAGAAGGGCUUUUUUCGUAUUGCACGCGGUAAGAAUAUGUGUAACAUCGCUACUGUUGUCAUACAAGUGGCCAAUUCAAAGAAAAGUGAUGCUCCACGACGAUAUUCAAUUGUAUCAAUGUCAUUCGCUUUUACAUUGGCAAUUAUUUCGCGAAAAAUUACUACUUAUUAUUGA
Molecule: messenger RNA, 897 nt
Organism: Adineta steineri
Lineage: Eukaryota; Metazoa; Rotifera; Eurotatoria; Adinetida; Adinetidae
Source: the annotation of a GenBank genome assembly